AUGACUACCACUUUAUCUCUGAAUUGGAAGAAAUUAAGUUCCAAACUUAACCAGGGAUCUAAGGUUACAAAACAGCCUGUGAAAGGAAAAAAUGGUAAAACCAAGAUAAAAAAAGCAGAGCUUGAAAACACUCUAAACAUAACUCCAACAUUACAGAAAUCAACACUUUCUCCAAUAGAAUUAGCUUUAUGGACAAAAGAGAAUGACAUAAAUGUAAGUGAUAUAGCAGUACAAACCGAGAAAAUUACAUUAAUACCCCAGGGCAACGAUAUCAGAAAAAAAGAACCAGGCAAAUAUUUAGCUAUGGACUGUGAAUUCGUAGGGGUUGGACCAGAAGGAACAGAAUCAGCCUUAGCAAGAGUUUCGAUAGUGAACUUCUACGGCCACACUGUUUUUGAUAAAUUUGUGAAGCCACGAGAAAGAGUUACAGAUUGGAGAACGUGGGUUAGUGGUGUGACUCCGAAGCACAUGAAUGAAGCUAUAAGCUUCCAAGAAGCCCAAAAUGAGACGUCUAAACUUUUAGAAGGUAGGAUAUUGGUUGGGCAUGCAAUACAUCAUGAUUUGGAUGCGUUGUUUUUAUCACAUCCGAAAUCAAGAAUAAGAGAUACAUCUCAAUAUAAGCCAUUCAGAAGCAUUUCAAUGGGCAAGACUCCAAGCUUAAAAAAAUUAUCACUGCAUUUCUUAAAAAUAGACAUUCAAGGCUCCGCUCAUUCGUCAGUUGAAGAUGCUAGAGCGACUAUGUUAUUAUUCAGAUUACAUAGAAAGGAAUUUGAACAAAGCAUUAGAACUCAAAACAGAAAACCUGAGAAAACAAGCUAA
Molecule: messenger RNA, 819 nt
Organism: Debaryomyces hansenii CBS767
Lineage: Eukaryota; Fungi; Ascomycota; Pichiomycetes; Serinales; Debaryomycetaceae
Product: putative 3'-5' exonuclease
Exons: 1
Coding region: 1-819 (272 amino acids)
Biological process (GO): rRNA processing; ribosomal large subunit assembly
Cellular component (GO): nucleus
Molecular function (GO): nucleic acid binding; 3'-5' exonuclease activity
Source: RefSeq, a predicted model, not a curated record